Molecule: messenger RNA, 4371 nt
Organism: Lepidothrix coronata (blue-crowned manakin)
Lineage: Eukaryota; Metazoa; Chordata; Aves; Passeriformes; Pipridae
Gene: ABLIM1
Product: actin binding LIM protein 1
Exons: 21
Coding region: 684-2807 (707 amino acids)
Biological process (GO): cilium assembly; lamellipodium assembly; cytoskeleton organization
Cellular component (GO): actin cytoskeleton; stress fiber
Molecular function (GO): actin filament binding
Source: RefSeq, a predicted model, not a curated record
CUUCUGCUGUCAGCUCUGCAGGAAGGUGGAGAGGAAGAGCAGAAGUGAACCAAUCCUUAGUAGUUAGGGGAAAGCUUAAGUGCUUUCGUUUGCAAUAGGCAGUGAAAGCUGCAGAAAGGAUUUCUCCAAAGAAAUCUGCUUAUGAAGCAGUGCUAGCCAGUGCUGGUACAUUCCUCAAAAAGGAGGAUCGACAUGCUCUACCUUUACUACAGCCUUUUCACUGUAGCACACAGACAGACCUGGCAUGGAACGGGGCCAUGGCAGAUUAAAUGCACAGAUGUGCCUUUGUAGCUUAUGAUGAUGAUGAUGAUGAUUCUUCCAUAAUAAGAUUUUUGACACAGCAAGGUUUUUUGAUUUUAAACUAAUCCUCUUAUAUAACUCAGUUACGUUCUUUCUCUUGUCCUGAAUAUUAAUCUGAUUUUCAGAUACUCUUUAUGGUUUUGUUUCUGAUUUUUUUGCAUUCGCGGGGAUGAGAUUCAACUGAUUACAAUAGUUGUAGAUGGCAAUCACCUGAUCAAGCAUACUGUUGUGAUCUCUUGAAGAUAAUCACUAAAAAUAUAUCUUCCUUAAUCUCCUUUGCUGGAUAAGAGAAAAAGAGAAGGAUUGGAAAGGGCAGUGUGCCGUGGGUAGUGGACCGACUGCAUGCACUACAGGUUGCUUUCCCUACCUUCUUCCGAAUAGAAAUGCCUUCUUUCCCCAUCUUAAACAGCUUUGGGAAGCUGUGUGGAUCAGGUGAAGAACUGGUGCUGGAAAAAGUGAAAUUUCGAAAUUCAGUCAGAAGGAUGUCAGUAAUUGAGGAUGGGAAUAUUGCAGAGGUCUUGUAUCUCAUUCCUAAGCAGAGCUUGCUGAAGCAACUGCCCUACUUGAAUCCAGAUGACUAUUACUUGUGUGAGCAGUUAUUUGACACUCCUGAGGAUCUGGUGGCCCAUCCUCAGGAGCCUCACCACCCCUCUGAAAAGCCAGUCAUCCACUGCCAUAAAUGUGGGGAGCCAUGUAAAGGUGAAGUACUCCGUGUUCAGGCCAGACACUUCCACAUCAAAUGCUUCACCUGCAAAGUGUGUGGGUGUGACUUGGCACAGGGAGGGUUUUUCAUCAAGAACGGGGAAUACCUUUGCACCUUGGAUUACCAGCGCAUGUACGGCACCCGCUGCAAUGGCUGUGGAGAGUUCGUGGAAGGAGAAGUAGUGACAGCUCUGGGAAAAACUUACCAUCCAAGCUGCUUUGCCUGUACUGUUUGCAAGCGUCCAUUUCCACCAGGCGAUCGUGUUACCUUUAAUGGAAGGGACUGUCUCUGUCAGAUGUGUGCUCAGCCCAUGGCCUCCAGUCCAAGAGAACUGUCUGCCUCAAGCAAUUGUGCUGGCUGUGGAAGAGACAUAAAAAAUGGGCAAGCAUUGCUAGCUCUGGAUAAGCAGUGGCACCUGGGGUGCUUUAAGUGCAAGGCCUGUGGGAAGGUCCUAACCGGGGAAUACAUCAGCAAAGAUGGUGCUCCUUAUUGUGAAAAGGACUACCAAGUGCUUUUUGGAGUCAAGUGUGAAGCAUGUCACCAGUUCAUUACUGGGAAAGUCCUAGAGGCAGGUGACAAGCAUUAUCAUCCAAGCUGUGCACGAUGCAGCAGGUGCAACCAAAUGUUCACAGAAGGAGAAGAAAUGUAUCUGCAAGGUUCCACUGUCUGGCAUCCCGACUGUAAGCAAUCCACUAAGACAGAAGAUAAGCUCCGGCCUACAAGAACGUCAUCAGAAAGCAUUUAUUCCAGACCAGGUUCCAGUAUACCUGGCUCUCCAGGCCACACUAUCUAUGCAAAAGUAGACAAUGAAAUCCUUGAUUACAAGGAUUUAGCAGCCAUUCCCAAAGUCAAGGCUAUUUAUGACAUUGAACGUCCAGACCUAAUUACUUAUGAGCCAUUCUACACUUCCGCCUACGAGGACAGACAGGAGAGACAGAGUCUUGGAGAGUCUCCAAGGACAUUAUCACCUACCCCUUCUGCAGAAGGUUACCAGGAUGUCCGGGAUCGCAUGAUUCACAGGUCUACUAGCCAGGGCUCCAUCAAUUCUCCAGUGUACAGUCGUCACAGCUACACACCCACCAUGUCACGCUCCCCUCAGCAUUUCCACAGACCUGGCAAUGAGCCGUCCAGCGGUCGGAACUCCCCUGUCCCCUAUCGGCCUGACAGUCGCCCUCUCACUCCAACUUACGCUCAGGCCCCUAAACAUUUCCAUGUUCCAGAUCAAGGUGUCAACAUUUACAGGAAACCGCCCAUCUACAAACAGCACGCUGCUUUGGCAGCACAGAGCAAGUCCUCCGAGGAUAUCAUCAAGUCCUCCAAGUUCCCAGCAGCUCAUGCACCAGCACCCAACGAGAUACCAAAGAUUGAGACGGACCACUGGCCAGGUCCUCCCUCCCUUGCUGCCAUAGGAGCUGACAUGAGACGCAGAUCAAGUGGAAGAGAGGAAGAUGAUGAGGAGCUACAGAGGCGCCGGCAGCUGCAGGAAGAGCAGCUCAUGAAGCUCAACUCUGGUCUGGGACAGUUAAUAUUGAAAGAAGAGAUGGAAAAGGAGAGUCGCGCACAUGCUUCAGCCUCCAAAACCUCUUCUCUCCCUGGGUAUGGAAAAAAUGGACUUCACAGGCCAGUGUCUACAGAUUUUGGUCAGUACAACAGUUAUGGGGAUGUGAGUGGUGCUGUUAGAGAUUUCCAGUCCCUCCCGGAUGGUCAUGUCCCUGGAAUGAGAAUGGACAGAGGAGUAUCUAUGCCUAACAUGUUGGAGCCAAAGGCAAGUGCAGAUGUUAUUCACUUUCCUUCAAGACAGUGAAGAUUUGACUGUGAAAUGCAGAUAAAAUAGGGGAAAUGUCUUAGUUCCCUUACUUUUCUUUACCUCACCUCAGUCCCUGCUCCUUAUGUGCCAAACCUCUCCCUUUGUUCUGGACUUUGCCUGUUAACAGGUGUUAGUGCUCAGGCAGGCUGAGGGCAGCCCAGGGGCGCUUCCUGGGAUAAGGAAGCUUUUCUAGAGACAAACUGAAGGAUACUGAAGGUGCUCAAUAGGCAGUUCUCUCUCAGACUUUCACUAGCCAAAGCAGCAGGCCAGACUCAGUGGGAAGAUCUCAGAUCUGUCCAGUUUGAAAAUUGAUGCAGAAUACUGUGGCUCACAACACACUGUGGAGGCUGUCAUAAUGUAAAAGUUAGGAAAAUACAUGGAUCUUUGAUUGGAUGUCUGUCUGGAUCUGUUAUUUAGCUCUUGGCACUGUUAGCCUGACCACCUGUCAAUAAUGCUGAAUUCCCUAUAUGAGAAUCUCUCCAGGAGAUUCAUUGGAAAAAGAGACAAUGUCAGCUAAUUAUAAUGUAAUAUACAAAUUAAAAUGCUUUUACAGCUAUGUCUAGAGAUGCCUGAGUCAAAAAUGAACAUAAUAACAUAGAGGGAAUUAAACCAGAGCUGUGUUUUAAAUCUUUCUUUAUUGCUGGUGAACCUUCCAUGAAAUCAUGAUUUUGCUAAAUUUACAAGGAUCACAAUUUCUACAGUUAAGUGAGGAGCUGGUUUUGCAAACCAGAUCACUACGUGUGCUUCCGAGUCACCUCCAGACAAACUGUACAAGGCAAUAACCCUGGCUUUAUAAGCUGAGACCCCAGAGCAAUGUAUAGUUACAAGUGGUUUUAUAUACUAUAUAAAUAAGACCCUGGGGACAUUAUCAACUCCCGAGCUACUACUUUUUAUUCCAAAUAAUUUCUCUUUCAGUGCAAUAGAAAUUCUUAAAGCCACCACUGCUGUUGAUGCACCCAGUGAUUUGGAAUGUUAUUUUGGGUGACAAAUUCUGUCAGUAUUAUUAAUAAUAAAAUUUAUGGCAAUUUUGAUGAGAUAAUAGAACACUUUCUGUUGAUGUUUAUAAAGGUGAUGCCGGACCCUCAGCAUGUGUGAAUUGGCACUAUUUUUAUUCAUGUCAAUGGGCCAACAGUAACUUAAACCUGAUAAAGUAAAAGAAGCUAACUCAAAGUCAGCAUGAAACACAUGCAAAAAUUAGUAACCUUAAGAAGGACCAAAUCUCACCAAAUGGUUUUCCAGAAAGGACAGAAUUUGUGCAUCCUGCCAACCCAGAUUGAGACAUGCCUUUUUAUGAAUAUUUAAAUAUAAAAUGUACUUAUGACCGUAGAUCUUGACUUAAAUUCUGCCUGUUUAAAUAUGAAAAGUUACAUUUUAGUUUCCUAUAAUGCUGUAUAUGGUAGCCAUUUCCAGUAUCAAACAUAAGCAAUGUAAUUCCAAGUAUAGACUUAAUUGUACAAUUGUGACAAUGUCAGAAUAUCAUAAGAAUCAUAUCUUACAAUUGGUAUGUAAGCACACGUUAUUUAAGUUAUUAUUACUUACAAUAAACUCAGUGGUGUGUUCA